This is a messenger RNA of Peromyscus maniculatus bairdii (prairie deer mouse), 1626 nucleotides long. The record is from RefSeq and is a predicted model, not a curated record. Lineage: Eukaryota; Metazoa; Chordata; Mammalia; Rodentia; Cricetidae.
CCUCCCAGCUAGGUGGCCCUAGCUCAAAGAACACGUGGCGUCGGGCUAGAAAGGCACGCGUUGGCGGUGCCAGGAAGCGGGGGAAGGUGACUUCCGUCUCCACCUCUCCCGGCACGAGGGUCCCGGGAGCCCAGCCGGUGGGAAAAUGCGGCCCCUGACGGAAGAGGAGACCCGAGUCAUGUUUGAGAAGAUUGCGAAAUACAUCGGGGAGAACCUGCAGCUCCUGGUGGACAGGCCCGACGGCACCUACUGCUUCCGGCUGCACGACGACCGCGUGUACUAUGUGAGUGAGAUGAUCCUGAAGCUGGCAGCCAACAUCUCCGGGGAUAAGCUAGUGUCACUGGGGACGUGUUUUGGGAAGUUCACCAAGACCCACAAGUUCCGGUUGCACGUUACAGCCCUCGAUUACCUUGCACCCUAUGCCAAGGUAUGUGGGGCUGGUCGGUCUCCAUUUGGCCGUCGGGGAUGGUGUCAAGGAUGAUGGCCAGGUCAGAGCACAGGUUCACUGCCAUCGAGUUCCCGACAGCGUCAGCACAGGGCGAUGUUUGUAGGUUUAGGUUUUGGGGUAGCAGCAAAGUCUACUCAAGACUGCAGAAAAGUGGAUCCCAUGGCAAUUGUGGUGUUUCAUCAAGCAGACAUUGGGGAAUACGUACGGCAUGAAGAAACGCUGACUUAGGAUGGUCAUCCCAAGACCUUUUUUGCUGUGUGAGAGGACUUAGCUGUUUCCUGUGUGUGCAGACAUCAUCACGUUGAAUGUGGAGAACACAAUGUGGAUACAUGCAUCUUGGAUUCUUACUCAACAGAAAUGGCUUAAAAAUAGGGUUUCAGGCCCUCCAGAGGCAAAAGCAGGUGGAUCACAAGACCCGCUUGGGCUGCUUGGCAAGUUCAAGGCUAGCCUGGGCUACCUAGUGACCUUGUCUCAAAAAUCUAAAACAAACAACCCCAAAAGCUGUCAAGUGUUUGUAUAGUAAAUAGUGUUUCUGUUCUCUACCUGCGUCGACAUUGUUUGCAUCAGCAGACUUGAUCUGAUAACAGGUUCUAAGUUACUGCACUGAGGACGGGGCAGUUUUAUUGUUAUCUGUGAUAACACUCUUUUCCAGCCUAGUAAUAGCAUAUCAGACUUUCUACUAUUUUUUUAAUAUCAUUAAAGAUAGAAACUGCCAUAUAAGGAUAGUAAGCUAUGCCUGUGAUUUUACAGAUGGAAUUUAGUAAAAAUAAUAGAUGCAACUCAGCCAUUUUUCUUGGUGGUAAGUGGUGUAUGGUGUGGAAGGGCCUAUACUCAAGCCUCAUUCCUACCACCUGCCGGUUGUGUGGUAUUGGGCAAGUUACUCCACGAGACAGGCUCCGUUUUCUUCCUUUGUUAGGGGAAACAUGAGACUGCAGAGUGUGGUUGUACACACCUUUAAUUCCAGCACCGGGGAGGCAGAGCAGGCGGAUCUCUGUGGAUUCGAGGCCAGCCUGGUCUACAAAGGGAGUUCCUGGCCAGCCAAAAAAACAAAACCCACAAAACUGGAAAAAACGCCUUUAAUCAUCAAUGUAACAGCAAUAUUCAGAAUUAAUGAUUGUAAAGCAUAUAACAUAGGAUCUGGCAAACAGAUGUGAAUAAAUACUGAAAUGUUUUUAAAA